CUAAAGGCUAUACUGGGCACCGGCUUGCAUGGCGAUUAGCCGCGAUGGAUCAUCAAUACGCUAAUGACGAGUCCCGUGGCUUGAAACGGAAGAAAGGAACCACUUAUUGUUGUGUGCCACAGUGUUCACAAUACGCCUCGGAAGGAAUAAGCUUUCAUUUAUUCCCAAGAGAAAAAAACCAAAGGAAGAAAUGGGAGUCAGCCCUCCGAAUGGGCAAGCCAGCCUCGGAUACUAUGCGUGUUUGUUCGAAGCAUUUCAGCUCUAAAGACUUCUUUCCCAGCUCUAAUUCUACCCAGAGAAAGAAAUUGUUUCCUAAGGCAGUCCCAUCUCAAAAUCUGCCCCAACGAACUCAUGACAAAGGUGUGACUUCAGAUGAGGCUGAAAAACGUUCAGCCAGAGCAGGAAGAAUUGCUAAGAGGGAUGCUGCAUCUCUAAGGUGCCCAGUCAACACUGAGACUGAUAACGACACUAACGACACUCACACUGAUGAUGUAGAAUUUGAUGAAGAAAUCCCCUGUCUUCGAAGCAUUCUGGAUUGUGCUGUUCAAGCAAAUCUUGCUGACACAAGAAGUAUUCGUCCUUGCUGUGAAGGUGUUACUCUGGCUGACAUUCUAAGUGACUUAGAUACUGGAGAGAAGUGCACUCAAGUCAACUUUUUGCCAUUAUGGAAAGAUGAAGAUGACAGCAAAUCAGUUCCCUGCAUUACUUUACCACAACUUCUGUGUACCAAAGAGAAACUGUUUACCUUCACUGGUCUCCAUUCGCCUGAUAUGCUGGAGUGUUUAGCAAAAUGUGUGGCAGAUAUAGCUGUAGAUUCUCGAAGCAACAAGAAAAUAUUAUCUGUUAGAGAUAGAAUUAUUUUAACUAUGGUAAAAAUCAAGCAAAAUAUGGAUUUCACUGCUAUAGGUGUUCUAUUUGGUAUUAAUCGUCAAACAUGCUCUAAUUAUUUCAAGAAUAUGAGUCCGCUUCUUGCUAGAGUAUUGAAAGUAGUGAUACCGUGGCCGGACCAGAGCAUGAUAAGGUGUAACCUUCCCCUCUCUUUUGAUAAAUUUAGAAACACAAGAAUUAUACUUGAUUGUUGUGAAGUAACCAUUGAGAAAUGUAAAUGCUUAAAAUGCAGAGUGUUAACAUACUCCCAAUACAAGAAAAACCACACUGUCAAGUUUAACAUGGGAGUAGCACCUUCAGGACUCAUAAUUGAAACAAGCUCUGCUUUUGGUGGCCGAGCUUCAGACAAGCACAUUGUCGCUGAUUCAGAAAUAUUGAACAGGCUUGAUUAUGGAGAUGCUGUCAUGGUGGACAAGGGCUACCAAAUAGAGAAGGAAUGUCUUGAGAGAAAUUUGACUUUGUAUCGACCACCAUUCUUGACCCAAAAGAAACAACUAAGUCGAGAAGAAGCUUUGUCCUGUGCUGAGAUAGCUAGGGCAAGAGUGCAUGUCGAGAGAGUUUUCCAGCGGAUUCGAGAGUUUGAUUUCCUUCGUGGGCCAGUACCUUGGCCUCUGGCCCCCUACUUUGAAGAUGUCUUAACUGUUACUAUGGGUCUGACUAAUAUAGGCCCACCAGUUAUUAAUAUUGAUAAGUUUAUGUAAGUGUCUUCUGUUUUAAUAAGAGGGACAGUUUCAAUGUGUCAGACAUUUUAAUUGAAGUCAAGCUAAUUAAAAACGAGCUUAUAAAAAAAUUGUUUUCUUAAUGUCAGAAAUUAAAAAAAUUGUUGCACAUGCCCAACAUGAAUUCACAUACCUAAUCAUUAACAGUUUGAUUAGACAGGUGGUCUUUUACCAUCCUAGGUAAAAACUUAUCAAAGUAAACAUGGACAAGCCUUGAAAAGAGGUCUAACACAUGUUUUUCAUCAAAAGGAACUC
Molecule: messenger RNA, 1862 nt
Organism: Thrips palmi
Lineage: Eukaryota; Metazoa; Arthropoda; Insecta; Thysanoptera; Thripidae
Exons: 4
Coding region: 45-1589 (514 amino acids)
Source: RefSeq, a predicted model, not a curated record